CAUCAACAUUCGAUGAAAAUAUUACGAUGUCAGCCAUCAAAUCUUGUCUGAAUGUUUUAUCUACAAGCGUCUCAAUAGUCGCUGCGGGUAGUGGAAAUCUAGAAGUCUUACGAAGAAUACGUAAACUUCAUCGACAAGAAGUUGAUACUAGCAGCUCAAGUACUAUUUCGCAUUCAUAUGGAACACAUAUGGUAACAAGCAUGUCAUUAGGAUUCCUAUUUCUUGGGGGAGGAAACUUUACACUUUCGACGUCCAACAAAGCGAUAGCAGGUUUAGUUUGUGCAUUAUUUCCAAGAUAUCCGAUUGAACCAUAUGAUAAUAGGGCACAUUUGCAAGCUUUUAGAGACUUGUGGGUAUUGGCAGUUGAACCCAGUUGUUUGGUUUUGAGAGAUAUUGAGACUAG
Messenger RNA from Racocetra persica, 403 nucleotides. NCBI's taxonomy places the organism in Eukaryota, Fungi, Glomeromycota, Glomeromycetes, Diversisporales, Gigasporaceae. The record is from the annotation of a GenBank genome assembly.